Oryctolagus cuniculus (rabbit) is the source of this 1531-nucleotide messenger RNA. Lineage: Eukaryota; Metazoa; Chordata; Mammalia; Lagomorpha; Leporidae. The record is from RefSeq and is a predicted model, not a curated record.
ACUUUGGCUCCCCAGGGCCGCAAGCAGCACUGCGGGGUGUGGGGCGGACCCAGGAGAUGAAAUGACAACGCCAACCCUCCAGAAAGCCAUUGAUCUGGUGACGAAAGCCACAGAGGAUGAUAAAGCCAGGAAUUACAAGGAGGCCCUACGGCUGUACCAGCAUGCGGUGGAGUACUUCCUCCACGCCAUCAAGUAUGAGGCGCACAGCGACAAAGCCAAGGAGAGCAUUCGAGCCAAGUGCGUGCAGUACCUAGACCAAGCCGAGAAGCUGAAGGAUUACUUACGGAACAAGGAGAAGCACAGCAAGAAGCCAGUGAAAGAGAAUCAGAGUGAAGGCAAGGGCAGUGAUAGUGACAGUGAAGCGGAUAACCCAGAAAAAAAGAAAUUGCAGGAGCAGCUGAUGGGUGCCGUUGUCAUGGAGAAGCCAAACAUACGGUGGGAUGACGCGGCGGGGCUGGAAGGGGCCAAGGAGGCCCGCAAAGAAGCUGUCAUUUUACCGAUUAAAUUCCCACAUUUGUUCACAGGCAAGCGCACCCCCUGGCGAGGGAUACUGCUCUUUGGACCUCCUGGCACAGGGAAAUCCUAUCUGGCCAAAGCUGUGGCCACGGAGGCCAACAACUCCACCUUCUUCUCUGUGUCCUCCUCAGAUUUGAUGUCAAAGUGGUUGGGGGAGAGCGAGAGGCUAGAGAAGAACCUGUUCGAGCUGGCCAGGCAGCACAAGCCUUCCAUCAUCUUCAUCGAUGAGGUGGAUUCCCUCUGCGGCUCCCGAAAUGAGAACGAGAGCGAGGCUGCCCGAAGGAUCAAAACAGAGUUCUUGGUCCAGAUGCAGGGGGUGGGCAAUAACAAUGAUGGGACCCUGGCUAUCCCCUGGGUAUUGGAUUCGGCCAUUAGAAGGAGGUUUGAAAAACGAAUCUACAUUCCGUUGCCAGAGGAAGCUGCUCGUGCGCAGAUGUUCCGGUUACAUCUGGGGAGCACUCCCCACAGCCUCACAGAUGCCGACAUCCACGAGCUGGCCCGCAAGAUGGAGGGCUAUCCUGGGGCAGACAUCAGCGUCAUCGUGCGGGACUCCCUCAUGCAGCCCGUCAGGAAAGUGCAGUCGGCAACACACUUCCAGAAGGUCUGUGGUCCUUCUCGCACCAACCCUGGCGUCAUGAUCGACGACCUCCUGACGCCAAGCUCACUGGGAGACCCCGGGGCCAUGGAGAUGACGUGGAUGGAUGUCCCUGGUGACAAACUCUUAGAGCCUGUGGUUUGCAUGUCGGACAUGCUCCUCUCUUUGGCCACCACUCGGCCCACGGUGAAUACAGAUGACCUCCUGAAAGUGAAGAAAUUCUCAGAGGACUUCGGCCAGGAGAGCUAAAAGCUGCUUCAUUAGGGUGAUGAAGGUGGGAGAUCGACUGGGGCACAUCGAUGGUUCUCUCUGCGUCAGUGGCCGGACAGGGCUCUGGGCUCGUCCUAAAGUCACUACAGCAUCCCCUCUGCUGGCGUGCGUCCGGGAGCAGGAAGGAAGGGCCUCGCAGGGCCUGGCGGC